Molecule: messenger RNA, 564 nt
Organism: Gongylonema pulchrum
Lineage: Eukaryota; Metazoa; Nematoda; Chromadorea; Rhabditida; Gongylonematidae
Source: the annotation of a GenBank genome assembly
AUGACGACUCCAGCACGAAGACGCCUGAUGCGUGACUUCAAAAAGCUCCAGGACGAUCCACCAGUUGGCGUAAGCGGUGCGCCAAGCGAGAAUGAUGUGCUCGUCUGGGAGGCGGUAAUUUUCGGCCCACAAGGUACACCGUUCGAAGAUGGGACGUUUAAACUGUCGCUCCAGUUCUCCGAGGAUUAUCCGAAUCGUCCACCGAUCGUCAAAUUUGUCUCAAAAAUGUUCCAUCCGAAUAUUUACGCCGAUGGUGGUAUCUGUCUGGACAUAUUGCAGAGCCGUUGGUCACCAACCUACGAUGUGUCCGCAAUUCUUACUUCGAUCCAGUCACUUCUCGAUGAGCCGAACCCAAACAGCCCAGCAAAUGCGUUAGCCGCACAGUUAUUCCAGGAGAACAGGCGUGAAUACGAGAAGAGGGUGCAACAAACAGUUGAACAGUCCUGGGUAAUGUCCGAGCCAUCCGAGGGAGAACUGGGACGCAAAGAAGGUACGGAAACAUCUACGGAUCAGCAGCAUAACGAAAGCAAUGACCCUCAGACACCACCGGACACUGCUCGAUGA